Cuculus canorus (common cuckoo) is the source of this 1501-nucleotide messenger RNA. RefSeq names its product sphingomyelin phosphodiesterase 5-like. Gene Ontology annotation, cellular component: extracellular region; cytoplasm. The transcript has 8 exons. Gene Ontology annotation, molecular function: sphingomyelin phosphodiesterase activity. The record is from RefSeq and is a predicted model, not a curated record. Gene Ontology annotation, biological process: sphingomyelin metabolic process. Lineage: Eukaryota; Metazoa; Chordata; Aves; Cuculiformes; Cuculidae. The annotation marks the transcript as partial.
UCCUCCCCUUUCCCCAACGCCGCUUUGACGGCGUUGGAUUCGGUGGCUUCGUCCCUCCUCGCCCCCUCCUUUUGGGCCACCAACGCCCUCCUGGACCUCCGCCCCACCACUCUGGACCACCGCCAUUGGUUCCCUCGAGCGCUGACGGCGUUGGCGUUGACCUUUGCCCUCGCGGCGGCGCUGCCGUUGGCGGCUUUGGGGUUGGCGUUAUGGCUUCCGCUUCAAUCCCAACGUUAUCCCUUCGUUUAUCAAUCGACACCGCAAACGCUUCCGGCGACGCCGUGGAACGCCCGCAACGACGGCGCCGCUUUCACCUUCGCCACCGCCAACCUUUGCCUUUUACCGAGCGGUUUGGCCAAAUUCACCAAUUUGGGCCGAACGCCAACGCGCGCCAAAACCAUCGCUCGAUUCCUCCUUCCGGCGUCACCGAACUCCUCCACCACCACCACCACCGCCGUCACCGCCAUCACCGAAACCCUUCGGAAUGACCAAACGGUGCCUCUCACCCAACGCUUCCCACCGGACGUUGACUUCGUUUGCUUCCAAGAAGUCUUUGACUCCAAAGCCACCGCCGCCUUACGUCGAGGACUUUCCGGAAGGUUCCGGAAUGUUCUUUAUGACGUCGGCGCCGCCGGAUGGAAGGGUUGGAAGUUAAAGGUCUUCAAUAGCGGUCUCAUGGUGGGAAGUCGAUACCCGGUGAUGGCGGCGAAGUUUCACGCCUUUCCCAACGGCGCCGGAGAGGAUUCGUUGGCGGCGAAAGGGGUGUUGGUGGUUCAAGUGUUGGUGGGAAUGAGGACGGAAGGACGGAUCGUGGGGUAUUUGGGGUGUACCCACCUGCAGGCGCCGGCCGGAGAUGCGCUGGUGAGGAACGCGCAGCUCUCCAUGGGGCUGCGGUGGAUGGAGGAGUUCCAGGAGCAGCAGAAGAAAGACGGUGACCUCGUGGCCUUCGACGUCUUCUGUGGAGACCUCAACUUCGAUAACACCUCCCCAGCUGAGGAGCUCAAUCAGCAUCAUGAGAUCUUUGAUGUCUACCAGGAUCCGUGUCGAGAGGCGCCGGGACGGGACCAACCCUGGGCCAUAGGAACUCUUCUCAACCCCCUGAAGAUCUAUGAUGAGGCCGUGUCCACCCCAGAGAACCUCAAGAGGACCCUCUCGGAGCCGUCCGGGCGCCGUCUCUUCUUGGCAGGUCCUCUCCUGCCCAACGGUGAAGACCUCCCGGUGGUCCCCAUGUCCUCAUGGUCGGGACGUCGCGUGGACUAUGUCCUCCACCGGAGGUCUCCUGGAUCUCCACUCACGGAGAAGGCUGAGGUGGUCUUUGUCACCCAACUGGCGACGCUCUCCGAUCAUCUCCCGGUGGUGUUGAAGCUCCACGUGGGCCACGAGGGCUCCUGAGGGGCACCGGGAGGACAUCGGGGACCUCCUGGAGAUGGGGGGGGAUGGACUGUGGUUGGGUGAAGGUUGAGUGAAGGUUGGGUGAAGGUUGGGUGAAGGUUGAGUGAAG